AUGGAAACUGUCAACAAAUACGUCAACGCUGCUUCAACUGCCAUCUGGGGCGAGAGUAACUCCCCUCAAGCCCAACAGCACGGCGAAGAGCCCAUCUCCGGUGUUCAAGGCAAAGGACGUGCCACAGAUCCCUAUGAUGCCGGCAACCGCGAUGAGCAACCCGGCGCAAUCCAAUCAGAAGUCAACACCGCACCCCAGCAUCCCAUCAUAAACAACAAGCCCCAAGAAACCGAUGUUACUAGCAUCACCACUCCCCACGCCCCAACCUCCAUCAGCGCCUGCACCAGCGUGACCCCGGCUCUGUCCAUCUCCGGCGACCCUACGGACGCUACGGAAGCCAGCGAAAGCAAAGACAACAACGACCCCACCUCCAACCAAGAACAGCGCAGUACCUCGCAGGCCGAAGGUGGCGAGAGCAGUGACGCUCACCGCCCAGCACAUGCUCAUGACGUGAGUAAGGAGGCGCUGCAGGGCCCGCAGGGUCCUGCGCCAAGGCCUGCUGAGGACUUCGAGAAGGAGUAUAGAGGAAAGAAGCCCGCGGGUAAGGAGGAUGACAUUGAGAAGAGUUCUUCAAGUGAAUCUAGCGGGAAGAGCAACGAGUCGCCUUGGAGCGACAAGUCUGAGCCUUCUUCUCAUGGUAGUGGGAAGCAGAGUGCUAUGUCGAAGGUGAAGGAGACUGUCAAGAAGCAUAUUCAUCAUUCGAGCAAUUAA
Molecule: messenger RNA, 711 nt
Organism: Penicillium hordei
Lineage: Eukaryota; Fungi; Ascomycota; Eurotiomycetes; Eurotiales; Aspergillaceae
Exons: 3
Coding region: 1-711 (236 amino acids)
Source: RefSeq, a predicted model, not a curated record